AUGGAUCACGACUUUGUACCUGUUCCUCCAGAGAUGCAGCCGCACAGAACUCCAGGCCCCAGGACUUCCUUCUCCCGCAGCCACAUGCUGGGGCGCCAUACCCACCCAAGGCUCACUGGAGAAGUAUCCCCACUCAUCCCCGUCAUCAAGAAGGCUGUCCAUCUGGAUGCUUUUUCCCAAAGCCAUGUCCUACAGACUUCCAGCCAACCAGGUCUUAGAACCAGGGCCCGGAGCAUGCCCGCACAGGGCACGCACAUUGUAUCAGGGGCUUCCUUGAACCCUUUGCCUACCAAUAACCUUGUACCCAGGAAACUCAGCUCUAUCACCUUAACGAUUCGCCAGAACAUACAAGCACAACCUGUAGACUCCCCACUUUCUCACGGGGAAGAGUUGCCCAACUUGGGUAAGGAGGCUGCCACCUACAGAGAAAGGAAGCUGUCUACUUCAAGCUCACCUUCCACGACCCUAUGGCCAGAGGUCAGGGUUUCCUCUGAGUGUCGGGGGAACCAAGGUUUUACUAAACCCAACAGGAUGCCCACAGGGGAGAAGCUCCUUGUGAGUUCACAUCUGGCUUUACCUUUCCAAUCUCAGUUCACUCAGAAUUCAUCAAGCCUUGCAGGAUCAGGCCCUGUGGGUCAAGCCCACAUCAGAGCUUCACCAGGAAGAGGCAAGUCCCGGUCCAGGGGUAUUCCCAGAUCCCGGGCAUGCCUCCAAAGGGCUACUUCUCCUAUGGAUUUGUCCACUGUGGGGACAAAACUAGAUGUAGCCAGAAAUUUAGGCACAAUGGCCAACAGACCUGAGCUUCCUAUCAAUAUGGCCACACCAAACCCAUCCAGACUGGGCAUAGGCGCAGAGCUUCCUACUCUGGAAGCCAAGAUGGGCACAGCCAUGGACUUAUCUACAGCAGUCAGGUCAGGAAAAGUCAUCAACUUGGCGAAAGCAGGCCCGUCCAAGUCAGGCCCAGACGUGAAUUUGAUUGGAGUAGAGUCAACCAAGCCAGGCAAGGUUAUGAAUUUGGCAACCACAGACCCAGACAAGCUGGGAAAUGUGGUUAGAGCAGGUACAGCCACACUGGAUAUGACCACAGGUGUCUCAGCUGUCACUCUGUCACUAUCAGAUCCAGUCAACCUGGGCAUAAGCAGGCUGGGCACAGCCACAGUUUUGGCUAGAACAAAUAUAACCAAGCUGGGCACAGCUAUGGAUUCCUUUGCUUUGGACACAAGCGGGCUGGACACAGUCGUGGAUACACUUGUGACUGUCUCCCCAGAGCUAGCCACUAUUGACAACAAGCUAGACAGUGCCAAUAACCUGAUUGUAUCAGAUACUGCUGUCUACCCUCUAAUGCCGAGCAGAAGCACAGACCCAGCCCAGGACGAUGCCACUGGGGAUGCCACCACAGACAGAAUCAUGGACCUUGCCUCACUGGACUUGGCCAGAGAAUCCAAAGGGUUCCCAGAGACCAGGACAGACGCAGCCAUGUCAGAGCUGGUGCCUGAGCCCAGGCCUAAGCCGGCAGUGCCCAUGAAGCCAGUCAGUAUCAACUCCAACCUGCUGGGCUACAUCGGCAUUGACACCAUCAUCGAGCAGAUGCGCAAGAAGACCAUGAAAACUGGUUUUGACUUCAACAUCAUGGUCGUUGGCCAGAGUGGACUGGGCAAGUCAACACUGGUCAAUACACUCUUCAAAUCCCAAGUGAGCCGCAAGGCCUCCAGCUGGAACCGGGAGGAAAAGAUCCCCAAGACGGUGGAGAUCAAAGCGAUCGGACAUGUGAUAGAGGAAGGUGGUGUCAAAAUGAAGCUGACGGUCAUUGACACCCCGGGUUUUGGAGACCAGAUCAACAAUGAAAACUGCUGGGAGCCCAUUGAGAAGUACAUCAACGAGCAGUAUGAGAAGUUCCUGAAGGAGGAGGUGAACAUUGCCAGGAAGAAACGUAUCCCUGACACUCGUGUCCACUGCUGCCUCUAUUUCAUCUCCCCCACAGGACACUCCUUGCGACCUCUUGAUCUUGAGUUCAUGAAACACCUCAGCAAAGUGGUGAACAUCAUCCCUGUCAUUGCCAAGGCCGACACCAUGACCCUGGAGGAGAAGUCUGAAUUCAAGCAGAGGGUUCGCAAGGAGCUUGAAGUAAACGGCAUUGAAUUCUACCCCCAGAAGGAAUUUGAUGAGGAUCUGGAGGACAAGACAGAAAAUGACAAAAUCCGGCAGGAGAGCAUGCCUUUCGCUGUGGUGGGGAGUGACAGGGAGUAUCAAGUCAAUGGCAAGAGGGUCCUCGGCAGAAAAACACCCUGGGGGAUCAUCGAAGUGGAAAACCUCAACCACUGUGAAUUUGCCCUGCUUCGAGACUUUGUCAUCAGGACUCACCUCCAGGACCUCAAGGAAGUGACACACAACAUCCACUAUGAGACUUACAGGGCCAAGCGGCUCAAUGACAACGGAGGCCUCCCUCCGGUGAGUGUGCUGUGUGCCUCACUCAAGAGAUCUGGGGAAGGUUUUAUUUCAAAAUGCUGGGAGCAGGUGAGCCACAGACAACUCUUUCUUACCUCUGACCCAUCCACAAACUAGGACUGCAGAGAUUCUCCAAGGACAGGUGGCUGAGCUAGCCUGAGGUUUCAGGGGCGGGGAAGUUCAGGACAACCUUCAGUGUAAGUUGAGGUGAUGGGGAGUUAGCCUUGGACUUCCUGGGAAGAUGAAAGGAGAGGUCCUGGGUGAGCAGAGAAGUUGCUUGAGCUGCGUUCCUGCAGAAAGAAUUAGUGUCUGAAUGGAGCUUCACCCUUCGUCUGUGCCACGGUCGCUGCCCAGUAGCUGUCACCUGUCACUGCUGCAGCUGCUGCUCUCCACGCUCCCCAUGCCCGUUUCCUGGCUCGCUGCUCACCUCCUCUUCCCACCCUCUCUCCUUUUUCUCUUUUCCCUCUUUCAUAUAUAAGCCAUAUAUUUUCCCCCACCUGUCUCCUGCCUGGUUCCGACUUUUCACUUCAUUUCUAUAUUUAGAAGUUAUGCCUAGCCUACUUCCUAAAAAUGACUGUAGGCCACCCUAAAAUACAAUCACAACUAGAAGUGUGGGACAGCACACACGGAGACAACACGAGCCAUGGAGAACACCAGAGCAAUCAGUUUCUGAGCCGAGCACUGAAACAGUCCCUGAACUUGAAGUAGCAGAGCAAGGAGAGAAACAGUGAUGCCGUUCCCAGUGCUCAGUUCCCUAAUUCUGAAGCAUCAGAAACAAUACGCUGUAUUUCUUAGGUUUGGCUUCAGAGAUGAGUUUUGGAAGGCACGCCCCCUCUGUCAGCCUUCACUGCUAAGCUGGAUUCUCUGUGGCUUCAUUUGUCUGGUAUAUAUCUGACUCCUUUCUCUGUUCUCCCCUGCUUUUUUCUGUCUGUCUGUCUGUCUGUCUGUCUGUCUGUCUGUCUCUUUCUCUGCUUCCCUGAUUCUGGCUCCUUCUUCCUGUAGAUGUUCCCAGGGACAACCUCACAAUCAUACAUUCCGCCUUUUCUCACCUUUAUAAGCUCCGUGUUUAUUAAUGCAUACACUUCUGUUAAGUGCACAAAUAAGUUAAUCUUUUUCCUUUAGUUUUAAAGUCUUCUCUAAGGGAAACAAUUUAGCCUUAAGGAAGGAAAAUCACCAAGUGAUCCUGUUUACAACAAUCUUGUCCACCCUCCCACCUCCUGGUCUAGCUGAGGGGCUUAACUGGUCCUCGCUGAAUACCAGCAUUUAUAAUCCCAGUCCUUUAUCACUCAGGUGCCAGGAAAAACGAGAGAUGGAAAAUCCAUGAUUCAGUGGACCAGGUGAAAGAGGAGGGGUGAUCAGAUGACCCAUCAUCCCAAUCUUAUGGUCUCAGUCUUUUCCAGAGACUGAUUAAUCAAUCUAGCCCUCGUCCCUCUUUGCCCGUAAAGUUACUCCAGAGUAGGCUCCCAUCAGGCUAGAACAGUGUUAUUGGGCUCCCUGAGUUACAGCCAGCUGCGUUGUAUGGUGAUGACAUGGGACUGGGCAUCUAGGGCCAGCAGGGGAAUCCCAAGGGGUAAGGAUGGUGGGCCCUGGAGUCGGAGAAUGGUGCCUGACGCCCCCUGAUCCAUGGUCUCACUUUCCCUGGAGAAGCUGUUUUAUGUGUCUGCUACCACCUGCUGGUCUCCGCACCCUCAUCCGUUCUCAACUCCCCCUGCAGGGAGAAGGUCUCCUGGGCACUGUCCUUCCACCUGUGCCAGCCACCCCCUGCCCCACUGCUGAAUGAAGGCCAUUUCAAGCGCUGCUCCUCCCUCAGUCCUCUUGCUGCAGGGCCAAGCCCCUUUUAGUGCUGUGCUUGUCCAGCCCACCACCACAGCCCCCCUCAACCCUCAGAGGUGGGAGGGACCAGCUGCCUCUUUAGGACAGUUGCUUCCUCCAUUUAGCCAAAUGACUCCUGACCUCCCAGUGGAACGGAGUUUGCGCCAGCACUACUCUGCCCCAUCAUCUGUGUCCCAGCCCAUCUGUAGGGAGAAAGAACUCACCAAGAGCUUCUCCUGCCCUUGCAAACCCAAGCCAGCUGCUUGUAACCAUCUCCCGGGGACAUGGCGUUGCUCCCUGUCCAUUAUCCGCAUGAGCUGCUCUUGGCUUCCUUAGAAGGUCAAGAAAGCGACAUUUCUGCUUGUCUGAGUCACUGAGGUCAGCUGUGUGAGCCCCAGUGUGGGACAAGGGUGUCUCCUUCAUUGCUUAAAGGUAUUUAGAAGGGUGAGUCAGUACAGAUGCUGGGGAGCGAGGGCUAGCAUCAUUAAAAAUCACCGCUGGUGGCUGGCCCAGUGUGUGAACACACCCUCUCCACCCCACAAUGCAGUCAUUUAGGAAGAGCGGAUUUCCUAAGUGACUGCUGCAGUUGACUUCCUUUUCCACAAAUAAAAAAGUGAAUUAGACACACAGGAAACCCCCCAAACCCACAAGCUAUAGGAAGAAAAACAGCACCCUUCUGUACACUGAGCAAUAUGAAGGAUCUCUUCCCACCUCCCCUGACUGUUCCCACUCCCAUCCUCCACCCUGUUAAUGUGAGUAAUGCUUUAGCCUGACCACAGGUGGUCACUGUAGGCUAAUGGAGAAUACCCAGUGGAGGGCAAAGCCUCCAUCAGAUGCAUGAAUGUUUGCGAGUGUCGGCUGCCACUGCCCUUACACUAUGUCUUUAUAGAACCCACCCUCACCCACCUGCACCCACCAUCUCCACCAGGACACAGCUUGCUCAAAGGCUGGUGACUUGUGGGCCAUUUAUCUACAACCAAGUCCUGAUGGAACAAGAGGCCCAAGCCUAGGGGAUGCAAGAACGACCCAUUUCUAAAAUGUUGCCAGUCCCAGCCAACCUUUUGAUGACAUUCUGGUUAAAUUUCCCAGUUGAAAACAAGCCAACAGACACUCAAACUGGUCAUGUAAAUGUUGCUAGACUUUGUGUUGUACAACUAAACAUGCUGUUUGAACAAUA
This is a messenger RNA of Nannospalax galili (Upper Galilee mountains blind mole rat), 5434 nucleotides long. RefSeq names its product septin 3 (gene Septin3). Bases 1 to 2562 code for a protein of 853 amino acids. Gene Ontology annotation, molecular function: GTPase activity; GTP binding; molecular adaptor activity. Gene Ontology annotation, biological process: cytoskeleton-dependent cytokinesis. The transcript has 11 exons. Gene Ontology annotation, cellular component: presynaptic cytoskeleton; neuron projection; septin ring. The record is from RefSeq and is a predicted model, not a curated record. Lineage: Eukaryota; Metazoa; Chordata; Mammalia; Rodentia; Spalacidae.